Molecule: messenger RNA, 1450 nt
Organism: Nelumbo nucifera (sacred lotus)
Lineage: Eukaryota; Viridiplantae; Streptophyta; Magnoliopsida; Proteales; Nelumbonaceae
Product: protein REVEILLE 8
Molecular function (GO): DNA binding
Source: RefSeq, a predicted model, not a curated record
UGAUGGAUUUAUUUAUUUAUCUUCUGAUGCCUGAGUCAUAUAAGAAAUUUUUCUCUCGUAAAAAAGCAGAUUAAAAUCGACGUUCCGGUGGCGAGGAAAUUGAACGGCUGAAACUAACCGUAGAGGCACUGCAUGUUACAGACACAGAGCCGAGAGCUGUCCUGUCUGGCUGUCCUCCGUUCUCCGUCUCUCCGGUCUCCGAUUCUCUUCGAAAUUUGAAUGAAGCAGAAAAUCAACCCCUCAAAUUCAAGAAUGUUCCCUCUCUAAUAUAGUCUUGUAUAGUCUAGUGACUAGUCUGGCUUGGUUGUGUUCAAAUGCUUUUUGAGUGUUGGUGUUUAGGCCAUGAAUGUUAAUUCGACCUCUUCGAAUUCUCAAUCUAUGGCGGCAUCGACGCCUCUAGAUGCCUCAGGCAAGAAGGUGCGGAAACCUUAUACCAUUACCAAGUCCAGGGAGAGCUGGACCGAAGAAGAGCAUGAUAAGUUCCUUGAAGCUCUGCAACUAUUUGAUCGUGAUUGGAAGAAAAUUGAAGACUUUGUUGGUUCAAAAACUGUAAUUCAGAUAAGAAGUCAUGCCCAGAAGUACUUUCUGAAGGUCCAAAAAAAUGGUACAGUGGCACAUGUACCCCCUCCUCGCCCCAAACGCAAAGCUGCUUACCCUUAUCCACAGAAGGCAUCUAAAAAUGCUUUACUGCCACUGCAGGCCUCCAUGGCUUAUCCUUCUACUUUGAAUUGUGUUGCACCUGGGUAUUCCCCAUGGGAUGACAAAUCUGUGCUUACAAGUACUCCAUCAAAUAGAACUGCUCCCUCCCAAGAUGACUAUACCAAUCUUCAUGCAAUUGAAGCUGAUGUUGGAUCAAAGGGGGUGGCAAGGACAGGUAAUAGCAACUUCAGUGGCAUUGGAAGCUCAAGUAGAGCACUGCCAAGUUGUGAUAUACAGGGAAAGCGGGGUUCUCUUCUUCAUGGUAUACCAGACUUUGCUGAAGUGUAUAGCUUCAUUGGGAGUGUCUUUGAUCCAGAUACUAAAGGCCAUUUACAAAAGCUCAAGGAGAUGGAUCCCAUUAAUUUUGAAACUGUCCUAUUGUUAAUGAGGAACCUUACAGUCAAUUUAUCUAGUCCUGAUUUUGAGCCAAUUAAGAAAAUUCUGUCAUCAUAUGAUGUGAAUAUGAAAAUGGUAGGACGUGCAUCAGGAGGUGCUGCUACAAACCAGGAUAAUGAUCUUCACCCAUGUUGAACUGCGACAACUUGUGAUGCGGAGCUCAAGUCUUCACUCCAACGGUAUUGCUGUGGCCAGGGUGUGAUUAUAAAGGAUCACUUAAUGAAAGAAUUUCUUAGCUUGUAGCCCAAGAAUAAGGACAUAGAUGCCAGUGGCUUAAUGAAUUAUGUUUGCCUAAUAAUUUACUGAUUUUGAUCUCUAACCUAAAGGACCUUUUUGAUGCUUUUUGUGGCUUAUA